CUGUUGUCUGAACUACUUUUCAUUUCUUUAUCUUUUACUUCUCAUCUUACUAACCUUUUCUCUAAAUUCAACAAAAUGUCUUCCCCAAGCAAACGUAGGGAGAUGGAUUUGAUGAAACUGAUGAUGAGUGAUUAUAAGGUGGAGAUGGUCAAUGAUGGCAUGCAAGAAUUCUAUGUUGAGUUCAAUGGACCCAAAGAAAGUCCUUAUCAGGGAGGGGUAUGGAGGAUAAGAGUAGAGCUGCCGGAUGCUUAUCCUUAUAAAUCUCCGUCGAUCGGAUUCAUUAAUAGGAUAUACCAUCCAAAUGUCGAUGAAAUGUCGGGUUCAGUAUGUUUAGAUGUUAUCAACCAAACUUGGAGCCCUAUGUUCGAUCUGGUGAAUGUAUUUGAAGUGUUUCUUCCUCAGCUUCUUUUGUAUCCUAAUCCAUCUGAUCCGUUGAAUGGAGAAGCUGCUGCUCUUAUGAUGCGUGAUAGGGCUACUUAUGAUCUCAGAGUCAAAGAAUAUUGUGAGAAGUAUGCUAAGCCGGAGGACGUUGGGGCAAAGAUGGAGGAAAAAACAAGUGAUGAGGAGCUGAGUGGUGAUGAUGAUGAUUAUGGGUCUGACGAUGAGCAAGUUGCUGGUAAAGCCGACCCUUAAUUGCAUGCAUUCGAUGUAAUAUAAAUUGCCAGUGUGUCUGUACAUGAUUUGCAGCUCUUGCAAAAUGGAAACUCAUAGACUGAAGGAUUAUGGAAAAAUUUCCUGGCCUUUGUAAUCUUUUAUGUUAUUAUGCAAUAGAUGUUUCUGUAAAUUGUUGAGCUAUGCAUAAUGGUUUCCAUUCUCA
Messenger RNA from Mercurialis annua (annual mercury), 817 nucleotides. Its product is annotated as ubiquitin-conjugating enzyme E2 4-like. Gene Ontology annotation, biological process: ubiquitin-dependent protein catabolic process; protein polyubiquitination. NCBI's taxonomy places the organism in Eukaryota, Viridiplantae, Streptophyta, Magnoliopsida, Malpighiales, Euphorbiaceae. The record is from RefSeq and is a predicted model, not a curated record. The transcript has 6 exons. The coding region runs from base 76 to 633 and encodes 185 amino acids. Gene Ontology annotation, molecular function: ubiquitin conjugating enzyme activity. Gene Ontology annotation, cellular component: nucleus.